Messenger RNA from Gryllus bimaculatus (two-spotted cricket), 2735 nucleotides. Lineage: Eukaryota; Metazoa; Arthropoda; Insecta; Orthoptera; Gryllidae. The record is from the annotation of a GenBank genome assembly.
CGUUGCUGGUGAGUUGGCAUCAGCUGGCAUGAAACAAGAUUCCCCCACUCUAUCGAACAUUGGUGAUGUGUCUUCCUAUCGUUUCAUGCCGUGAAUGGUCCUGACUCCAGUACUGCCGUGAAGCGUGGUUGUUGUCUCAGACGCGAAUGAUUUUGGAUUUCUUCGUUGAUCAGUUUUUAGUGUUUACUCAAUUAUGAAUUUAUUGUUAGUAUUUCUUGCAGUUCUUGCAUUCGUUUCUGGAAACGAUGAGGAAGAAACGGGAGCACGGUUACUUGUAUCGAAACAGAUUUUGAACAAGUACUUGGUUGAAGAUAAAGAUAUUAUUGUAAAAUAUACUCUUUAUAAUGUGGGAAAUAGUGCCGCCUUGGGCGUUCAGUUGACAGACAACAGUUUCCAUCCAGAUGCGUUCGCCGUUGUUGGUGGUCAGCUGAAUAUGAAAUUAGAUCGUAUUGCCCCUGGCACUAACGUAUCCCAUGUUGUUGUCGUGAGACCUCGGAAGUACGGGUAUUUUAAUUUUACUGCUGCAGAGAUCAAUUACAGGCCAUCGGAGGAGGUUAAAGAGCUUCAGCUUGCAGUUACCAGUGAACCUGGCGAAGGUCUCAUUAUUGCUUUCAGAGAUUACGAUAAGAAGUUCUCUCCUCAUGUGCUGGAUUGGAUGGCUUUUGCUGUUAUGACAUUGCCUUCACUUCUUAUUCCAUUCUUGUUGUGGUAUUCCAGCAAGUCUAAAUACGAGAAACUUAGUAAGCAUAAGAAAGAGAAGACAUCGAAGGAUUAAAUGUUAUUGCAAGUAGCCAAGAUGUUUUUGAAGACUAUUAGGGUGCUGACUGUCAAUUAAUUAUGUAUCUUUACUAAAAAGUAACAUUGUGUACAAAUUAGUUGAUAAUUCAUGGGUGCAUUAGAAAAAUUGAUAAACAAUGGUAAAAAGUUUUCUUAUCCAUCGGAUAAGAUCCUAUUUAAUAUUUUCACACAUUUUCUAAGUUUAUGCCUGUGUGAUAAAUGGUAUUUCAUUGACCUUACCUUUAUUAUACUAGAUACAAUGAACCAUUUUCUUUACUCCAGGAAGAGUUGUUAAAUUGGAUGUAAUUACAAGCCAUUUAAUCUACUCCAAAUGUGUAAGUUAACAGCUUUUGAAGGCAAAUGGAUAAGGAAAAUGUAUGAGACAUUUUAUAAAUUCAAAGAAAUUUCUUUAAGUCAAUAUCACUGUAAAGUCAUGGUGAUUUGUUUCAUAAUUAAAGCCACAAAAAUAAAUUACAACUGAAAAAUGGCUAAAAUACAUUUUUUCUCAGAAAUUUUAAAAUGUCACUCAUACUGUAUUCCUAAACACUGCUGCUUUCCUUUAUUUAAUUUUCAAAGGAGUAAAAUUCAGCAUCAUUGAAAUGGAUUGUAGCAUUGCAUUACGUUGUAUCAUUAGCAGCAUUGUUGAUGCAACUAAAGAAAACAUCGAUCUCUAGAAUCAUAUUAGAACUCUUAAAAGGACUUUUGAAGUCUGAUUUUCAUCCGUUCCAUUAUCAGUCUGUUUUACCAGGACAAAACAAAUUUCAUCUAAGUUAUUUAGAUCCCUUACCAUACCUUGCUUUACUUAACAUAGUGUUUCUCGGCUAGGAUAUGAAAGGAGUCUUAAUGUGUUAAGGUUUCUCUGAGAUAUCAGAAACAAAAUACAUAUUUUAACAACUUUUAAAGUAAACUUAAGAAUCGUAAAUGCUUGUUUCCAAAAGGUACCAAAUCCAUCAGGACAAGUUUUACAGAAGAGCCUUAACCUUACUGUUGCUAAAAUUGUUAUUGUAUUAAAUUGGUAUUUCAACUUGUGUUUUACGUUAUUUCACAUUUUAUUCCAAUGUUAUAACGAUUUAUUUUGUAAAAUUUUGAGAAAUUGAAAAAGUUGGAUGGUAGUAUAUAAUUGACAAAAUAACUAACAAGAUGGUUUUUAGUAAUCUCUCUAUCUUUUAGAGGUAUUAUCUAAACAAUUUCUAGGAAGUGUUAAUUUCAUCAUGGUAUAUUAACUACAUUUUCUCCUACAGCUUUUUUGCAGAGAAACAUGUAGUAGAUUUGAUGUGUUCUUUCAAACAAGAACUUUGAGACCUCUAAGAGUAAAAUUUGGGAGUUUUUGUGAAAAAUAUUGUACUUAGAUUUUGGCAUCCAUGAAAUAUGUGCUGCAAUCUGUAGUUGAAUUUUUGAAAAUUAUGAAUUUGAUAUACCUUUUGUAACCUUCCUCAAAUAGUUAAGACUUGGGAUAUGAUUAUUAAGGAGGCUUUACCAACACAGGAUGUCUUUGACAAUCUUGGAAGGAUUCUGAGAAAAGAACAAUAUAGCCUAUGGAAUUUGAAAAGUUUGGGAUCUGCAUUUUUUCCUUGUUACUUGAUGUAAUCUUUGUAUCAAAACUUUUCAUACAAUUCCUCUCUAAUUGAACUUCCAAAGACAAAGCAGUGAUGUGAUGCAAUAUGAAACCACCACAAAAAUUCCAAGCAUAUGUGAAGUAAUUCAGGUGCAACAUGGCCCUUUUUUAUAUAUAAUUCAUUAAACGGUUUACCAUCUCAGAGAAUCCAUCCAACCACUGAACGUCGAAGAUUAUUAACAAUUCUUGGCAACAAACUAUGCAGUCAUAAAAUACAAAAUAUUUCACAUGGAUAUUUUUGUGUAAACUUUCAAGACUGUUUGUUUUGUAGAUGUGUAAGAUUGCUAAUGACCUCAUGGAAGUAUGUAUGUCCCAUGCACUGUGCACUAUAAUAAAUGAAUAA